CAUGACUCCUCCUUUCACAUAUUCUUAAAACUUCUCACGUAAAGACUUCCUACCCAGUGAUCAAAUUCCUCCUGCCUUCCUCCCUCGUACGUGUAACAAACCUUCAACUGAUCCCGUUAUCUUCGGGAAUCCCUCUCCCUUACACAUCCCCCAUUCGUCUCAACCUCUUGCACUCGUAUUAUUUAACAAUUCUUUCUAGUUCCCUCGUCUCGUGUGAGCUCUCCAAGUAGCUAGGUUCCAUCUUCUCCCCCUUCUUCCUCCUUCUAUCCCCUUCUUUCCUGAGAGAAAAGAUGGGGAGCUUGAAGGGGAUCAUUGGGAGCAUCACCCUUCCCCUGAGCAUGGUGCUGGUCCAGAUCUUUACCAUGGGAAUGCUUAUCUUGUCGAAGUUGGCGCUCAACCAGGGGAUGUUUAUCUUUGCACUCCUCGCUUAUCGCAACGCCAUCGGGGCGGUCUUCGUCGCUCCCCUCGCCUUCUUCAUUGAGAGGGAUAUGAGGAAGAAGCUGAAUGGUGCAGCAUUUCUAUGGAUUUUUAUCAAUUCAAUCUUUGUAAACCUAAUGGGAAUGGGUUUGUACUACUACGGCCUACGGGAUACGAGUGCAUCAUAUGCUGUUAAUUUCUUGAAUUCGAUCCCGGUUGUCACUUUUAUUUGUGCCAUCAUCCUUAGAGUAGAGAGGUUGGGCUUAGGCAGCAGGGCAGGGAAAAUGAAGAUCCUUGGUACUUUGGUAUGUGUAGGAGGAACAAUGGUAGCUAGUCUCUACAAAGGCAAGGCAUUACACCUAUUCCAUCACAUUUUGAUUCACACUAGCACGACGAAGGGGGCCAAGAACCAAAAUAUGAUGCAUGGGACAGUAUUUCUGAUUGCUAGCUGCUUGGGCUAUGCAUUUUGGUUCCUAACACAGGUUAAAUUAUUUAAAGUCUUUCCUUCCAAGUACUGGACAACAAUGUUGACAUGUGUGGCAGGAUGUUUCCAAUCAAUGGUGGCAGGGGUAAUAAUAGACAGAGGAAGAGCUGAAUGGAGCUUAAAAUGGAAUUUGCAACUAGCAACAAUAAUAUAUUCGGGCAUAUUGAAUACAGGUGCCGCAUUUUGCAUGAUAACAUGGGCAGUCUCACGGCGGGGUCCUACAUAUCCUCCUAUGUUCAACUCCUUAUCAGUGAUCUUUACAGUGGCCUUUUCAUGUUUCUUCAUGGGACAAGAUGUCACAAUUGGAAGCUUAUUGGGCACCUGCUCGAUAGUUGUUGGACUAUAUGCAUUUCUAUGGGGCCAAAAGCAAGAAUUAUUGCUAAAACUAACAAAAGUUGGAAAUGUUGAAGAAACUUCAAAUGGGACUCCAGCAUAGCCAUGUAAUUCUGAUUUGUUAGGUGAAGUUAUUGGUGGAAACAUCAAGCAGGAACGCAGAACAUUUCCCUUAAAAUUGGGAUCUGCUUAGAAAGUUCAUUUCACAAUUUUAAAAUGCUAUGUUGGGUGUAAUUGCCUCUACUGCUUGAUGUUUCCAUCAAUAACUUCAUCUAACAAAUCAGAAUUAGAUGGCUAUGGAGUCUCAUUUGAAGUUUCUUCAACAUUUCCAACUUUUGUUGUUUUUAGCAAUAAUUCUUGCUUUUGGCCCCAUAGAAAUGCAUAUAGUCCAACAAUUAUCAAACAUUGUUAAAGCCCUGCCUCCUGGCCUUCUCCUGGCCUUAGAACCAAAGGAAGGGUCAUCAUGGUGUGCCUCCAUUGCAGAACAUAAUUAUGGAUUAGUGUGACUUGUGCUGCGAAGUUCUCAACCAUGUGAUGAUGUGAUUCCAAUAGUCCAGUACUCAUGGCAGCAGAUAAUGUGCAUUCUGUUAUCUAUGUUAUAUCUUUUGUUGUUUGUAAGUGCUGUGUUCCUGUAAUUGUGAACUCUCUACAAGAGUCCUUUACAAAGGAAAGAAAUGUGAGAUACAUCAUAUAGUCAAGCAAACGUUUUAUAUAUCACCUGAUUCGUGCUC
Phoenix dactylifera (date palm) is the source of this 1965-nucleotide messenger RNA. Its product is annotated as WAT1-related protein At5g64700-like. Gene Ontology annotation, cellular component: membrane. Lineage: Eukaryota; Viridiplantae; Streptophyta; Magnoliopsida; Arecales; Arecaceae. Gene Ontology annotation, molecular function: transmembrane transporter activity. The record is from RefSeq and is a predicted model, not a curated record.